Molecule: messenger RNA, 1928 nt
Organism: Benincasa hispida (wax gourd)
Lineage: Eukaryota; Viridiplantae; Streptophyta; Magnoliopsida; Cucurbitales; Cucurbitaceae
Source: RefSeq, a predicted model, not a curated record
AAGUUCAUAAGAAUGGUGACAAGAUAGAUUCCGAGGAAAAGGAAAAACAGAGAAUUUGAAAAUUGAAUGAAAGAGAAAGGUCUGAUGGAAAAUCACACUCUCCAACGCCAUGAACAAACAAGAACAAAUCCAUCACACAUAAACCCACCUGUUAAACCCAUGAACAAUCAGGACCCACCACUUCUAAUUUCCAAUUUCCAUUCUUCUUCGUGUCUUUCUCUAAUUUUGCAUGCCUCUGCUCUCACCGCCCACAAUUCUUCUUCCAUUUCCCCCAUUUUCAGUCUCUUUUAAUCCAAACUCAUUUCUCGUUCAACCAAUUUUAGCUUCCUUUCUCCAUGGCUGCCUCAUUGACCUCCAAUCUUCUCCUGUUGCUCCUUCUGUUUCUUGCUUACGGCGGCGCCAAUGCCUCGCCAUGGGACCGGUGGGAGAGAACCAUCCGAAUGCCGACUGAGAAGGAGGAACUGGGUGGUGGUGGUGACGAUGAUGAUGAUCAAAAAGUGGGUACCAGAUGGGCAGUUCUUGUAGCUGGUUCUUCUGGGUUUGGGAAUUACAGGCAUCAGGCGGAUAUCUGCCAUGCUUAUCAACUGUUAAAGAAAGGAGGAUUGAAGGAUGAGAAUAUUGUGGUGUUUAUGUAUGAUGAUAUAGCUUCAAAUGUGUUGAAUCCAAGGCCUGGAAUCAUCAUCAACCACCCACAAGGAGAGGAUGUUUAUGCCGGAGUCCCCAAGGAUUACACUGGGGAGCAUGUGACUGCUCAGAAUCUGUAUGCUGUGCUUCUGGGAAAUAAAACUGCUGUUAAUGGAGGGAGUGGGAAAGUUGUGGACAGCAAACCAAAUGACAGGAUUUUUGUUUACUAUUCUGACCAUGGAGGCCCUGGAGUACUUGGUUUGUUUUCAAGAACAAGACUAGUUGAAUUGAUUUCAUUUGAAUUUUGUUGAACUAAGCUAGUACCUGUCUCUUAUACACAUCUAGAUGUUAUCUAUGUAGAAGCAUGUGAGAGUGGGAGUAUUUUCGAGGGCAUAAUGCCAAAGGAUCUGAAUAUUUAUGUAACCACAGCCUCAAAUGCUCAAGAGAGUAGCUUUGGAACUUACUGCCCAGGAAUGCAACCGGCACCGCCACCGGAGUACAUGACAUGUUUAGGAGACUUGUAUAGUGUUGCCUGGAUGGAAGAUAGUGAGACUCACAAUCUGAAGAGAGAAACAAUAGACCAACAAUACCAAACUGUGAAAAGCAGGACAUCAAAUCCCAACAAUUUGAAUGCAGGAUCACAUGUAAUGGAGUACGGAAACUCAAGCAUUAAAGCAGAGAGGCUGUACUUGUAUCAAGGAUUCGACCCUGCUUCAGUGAACUUGCCUCCUUACAAUGGCCGGCUCAAAAUGAAGAGUAUGGAAACAAUUAACCAGAGAGAUGCAGACAUCUUCUUCCUGUGGCAAAUGUACAAAAAAUUUGAAGAUGGAACAAAUGAGAGAGCCCAAAUUCUCCAGGAAAUUCGAGAGAGAGUGGCACACAGAGUUCACUUGGAUGGAAGCAUCAGAUUGAUUGGUUUUCUUCUGUUUGGACCAGAGAAAGGCCCCAAUGUUCUUGAUGAUGUGAGAGCUCCUGGUUUGCCUCUUGUGGAUGAUUGGGAAUGCCUCAAAUCAAUGGUGAGAGUGUUGGAGAGUUAUUGUGGUUCACUGACCCAAUACGGUAUGAAACACAUGCGGGCAAUUGCAAAUAUAUGCAACAGAGGGGUAUCAGAAGCUUCGAUGAGGGAAGCUUCAAUGGCGGCCUGCAAUGGAGGGAGUUAUGGGCUGCGGCAUCCUUCAAAUCAAGGUUACAGUGCUUGAAUAACGACACAAAAUCAUACGCUUCAUGUACAAAAAUGUCGGAACAUUUUCAUAAUUUAUAUAAUAAUAAAGCCAGUCUAUACUCCUAUGUUUAUUUAUCUGAAA